Molecule: messenger RNA, 532 nt
Organism: Cadophora gregata
Lineage: Eukaryota; Fungi; Ascomycota; Leotiomycetes; Helotiales; Ploettnerulaceae
Exons: 1
Coding region: 95-532 (145 amino acids)
Source: RefSeq, a predicted model, not a curated record
CACGACACUAGCUCUUCAGAUCUCUCGCAAAACUUCGACUUCUUCCAUUUUCGCACCCAGAACACCUGACAACAUAGUCCCUGCCACAGUCAAAAUGUCAACAUCAUUCCUCGGCUUUCCUCGCUUGCCUUUCGAGCUUCGACACUCCAUAUGGGAGGACUCGCUUCCAUCACCCAAAUCCCACCACACCAAACAUUACAUCAAAUGUCUAGCACACCUCAUCCUAUCACAGCCACGCGACACUUUCUUCGGUUACGGAGUACCUACCAAGUACGACGGUACAAUCAUCAACGACUUCAUGGGCAAGAAUCCAUCUCCUUACACAAAUCUCGCCGCUUGUGCAGAGUCAAGAGUUGUUGCUCUUAAGCACGUGAAGAAGCUACUGCAUCGUGAUAAAAGUUUGGGGUCAUGGCUGGCCAACCCGAAGUUUCCGUAUACCGAUCCGAAAUUGGUUGUUCGAAAGGAUGGGGAAAUGGUUUAUCGCUGCAGGAACAUUACAGAUGGAUUUGACUUGGAGAAGUAUGUCUUUUAG